AUGCCAAGCCAGGCUCUGCUGCUCAUCCUGCUCCUCUGUGUGCUGCUGCAGGCCCAGGGAGGGUACCGGAAACCGAAGACGAUGCAGAAAAUGGAGCUGAUCAAAGAAAUCAAGGUCUGUGAAAAGCAUACCAACAUAUACAUGUGCAGACGCCCAUGUGAAUAUUACCAAGAUUGUCAAGCAAAUAACAUAUGCUGUUCAACCUUCUGCGGGAAUAUUUGCAUGAGCCUGCUGAACAGAUGA
Messenger RNA from Callorhinus ursinus (northern fur seal), 243 nucleotides. Its product is annotated as WAP four-disulfide core domain protein 10A-like. Gene Ontology annotation, cellular component: extracellular region. The record is from RefSeq and is a predicted model, not a curated record. Lineage: Eukaryota; Metazoa; Chordata; Mammalia; Carnivora; Otariidae. Gene Ontology annotation, molecular function: peptidase inhibitor activity.